UUUCAAUAGUUGUGUUGCGUGGCCAUGUUAUCUUUACUCGGGCCAGUUAUCGUUGCCUUAGCUCCUUAGCAGUAGUCUGCUAUAACAAAUAAAAUGGCAAGGAGAAUUGUUUCUGCUCACUCUUUCUAUUUUGAGUGCUAUGCUCGGCAUUGUCACCCUUACUGUUCCGUGCUAUAUCAGCUAUCAGCUAUAUAUUUUGUGCGUAUGUUUUGUGUAUCAGCUGUAUUUAUUUAUGUUUUGAAUGAAGGAUUUCAAAAAUAAAAGGAAAUUAUAUUAUAAUAAUCAUCCAACCGGUGGCUCGAAAUCAUAAAUCAUACUCCUAGUUUGAGUGAAAAUUUUAUACGUGUGACAGUAUUUGAGGCAACUGAAUUAAGAGCCCAAUGUCUAGUAGAACAUUGCGAACCAUGGGAGCUUCAAAACCUAUUCGAAUGUGGAUUGAUGGAAAAUGUUUUGAUGUGAAGCAACGCAAGAAGACCUUACCAAAAAUAUCUACCCCAUGUUCAAGUACGUAAAGAGUUAGUGUUCUAGAUUUAGAAGGAUGCAUGAGGAUUCUUCAGACUAAAAUUGAGCUAUUUUUGAUGGGAACCUGUUCCUUGGAGGGUUGAUGCCAUAUUGUUGUUCAUCAUAAGUCUAUAACAUGAACCACCCGACCUAGAGCCAAACAAAACGUGAAAAAUGUAAAAAAUUGUGUUCCAUCCAUGCCUUUAGUGAUCAAGUUCUAAAAAUUGAUUUGCUUACCUACAAGAGAUCAAAACUGAGAAUAUACAAAAAAGAAGUUUGGCAAAGCUUUGAUAUUGUUUCAUAUUUUGCUAAAAACUGCUGCUUGAACCAGUUUUUUAAAUUAUUACAAUUCAUCAUAAUCCAUUAAUAUGGCUUUUCGUAAUGCUGGCGUCAUUUAAUAUGAAAAAAAUCACGAUCUUUAGAUAUUCGCAAUCCUUCCCAUCUCACACCUCACAUUUAGCACCUGGGAGGUAAAAUCGUAAACAUCCUAAUGAAAUUGUACAUUUGGCAACACAGGCGCUAGCCUGUCGCUCUUCAGUCAAAUGAUGUCAAAUUACUAAUAUUUGGCGCCAAAAGGCUUAAAUUUGGGUUAUGAAGAUUGUUGUCGCAAAGUCGGUGUUUUCAUACUUUUGUUGAAAGGAUAUUAGUAUCAUAAUUGAUGCAAAUAUGUAUACAACAAAAGACAUAGCCUCCCAGUUCUCACAAUUUAACAUUACCGUCGAAGAAAAGGUAUUGGAAAAAUGUCUGGAACUAUGUGCAAGAUAUAACAUUGAACCAGAAGAUUUAUGUGAUCAGUGGUACGCUUUUGCUGCAACAAAUUUGAACGGAGCGGAGCCUACUUUGCCGCACUUGGAAAAGCUAGAACGAAACGUUUUGGAAAAAGAGAAGAGAAAUGCAGGUAGCCAUGUAACAAUUGCUACGCCGAAAAGACAAGAGACGAUCGCUACGCCUAAAAGACAAGAGACAAGCGAUGUGCAACCUGAAGUUCAGUCUGUGAUUAGUUCAUAUGCGUCAGUGACACCAAAGGCGCAUAGAAUCCAGUCUACAAAACAUAUCUCUUCACCAAAGACACCAGUAGCUGCUAAAAAUAUAUCUGUGGAUUAUGAAAAGGCCAGUCCAUCAGUCUCGAUGUCAGAUCACUACUCUCAACGUACAGACUCCCGCAAGGUUCAAGCUAGUUAUGGGUCACCUACUGCUCAGUUCAAACGAGAGGAGGGCCUUCAGAUAACAAUCAAGAAUUUUUCUGAUAAUGCAAUGCCUGCAGAUGCCAAAUUGAUGUAUGAAGUACUGAGUAGAAAAGCACUAAGUCUUAGUUCCACCAUAGAUUAUUUUGGCAAGGAGAUACUCAAGCAUCAAGGAAUGAUGCUAUCUGAAGGUGUACUGACCAAUCUGAGAGGUGAUGUUGUAACAUAUGGACGAAUAAUCUCAGAUACUGCUGGAAAGAUGAAUGCUCAGUCAGUUUUAUUGGAGGGUACAGCAGACACAAAUCUAUGUAACACUACCAAUUUGAAUCUUUCUAAAAUGAAUAAGUACUCGCUGUUCCCUGGGCAAAGUGUUGCAGUGAAGGGAAAUAAAGUUACUGCAAAUGAUCUAGUGGUUGAAGAAAUCUACUCAAGUGUUCCUUUAUCACUUCCAGAAGAAACUCCUGUUGCUGAUGGUCCUUUAGAAAUAGUCGUUUCGGCAGGACCUUAUACAUUUUCAGAAAACCUAUCCUAUGAGCCGUUACAUGAUUUGUUGAAGUACAUAGAAGAAUAUAGACCACAUGUUUGGAUCAUGCUAGGACCCUUCCUUGAUGUUACACAUGAUAGUGUCAAGAAUGGGGACAUCCUGCAGAGUUACAGAUCAUUUUUCGAGGGGCUGAUAGAGAACAUAGCAAACACUGUUCAACUAAGCAGUACUCAACUGGUUAUAGUAUCAUCACAUAAAGAUGUACAUCAUCGUCCAGUGUACCCAACACCACCUUACAAAGUUAAAGAUAACCAUCCAAAUAUCAAGUUUGUUUCUGAUCCAGCAAUGAUCAACAUCAAUGGACUGGUAAUUGGGAUUACAAGUGUUGAUGUCUUGUUGCAUCUAAGCAACUAUGAGUUGUAUUAUGAUAAAAUAUCACAAACUGCUCCUGACAGGUUAGGUAGACUGGUGUCCCACUUAUUGAAGCAACAUAAUUUUUACCCAUUGUAUCCUCCAGUGAAAGGUUUGGGUGUUGAUCAUGAAUUAUUCGAGCAGUAUGGUAUGAUAGAUACAAAGCCGCAUGUGUUUAUUACUCCUUCAAAUUUGAAGCAUUUUGUGAAGAACAUCGAUGACUGCCUGGUGAUAAACCCAGAACGUUUAGUGAAAGGACACAUUGGAGGAACAUAUGCAAGGAUUGAAGUGAUAGCUGGAAGCAGCAAAUCUGUUUGCAACCGUGCUUCAUGUCAAGUUCUUAGGAUAUAG
Messenger RNA from Acanthoscelides obtectus, 2931 nucleotides. The record is from the annotation of a GenBank genome assembly. Lineage: Eukaryota; Metazoa; Arthropoda; Insecta; Coleoptera; Chrysomelidae.